AUCCAAACAAAGUCUCAACGUUUGGUCCCAAACCUUUCCCAAGCAAUCACGAAUCGUGAACUCCUAGGGAAAGCAGGAAGAAGGAGAAGAAGAGGGUUUUGCUCCAGAGAGAUCGGAGAAGCUCUGAGAAUGCAGAUCACGGGGCAGGAGCUGAAGCAGUACGACGGAUCCGAUCCGUCGAAGCCAAUUUACGUCGCGAUUAAGGGCCGCAUCUUCGACGUCUCCUCCGGCAAGUCCUUCUACGGCCCCGGAGGGAGCUACUCCGUCUUCGCCGGCAAAGACGCCAGCAGAGCCCUGGCGAAGAUGAGCAAGGAGGAGCAAGAGGUCUCCCCUUCCCUCGAUGGUCUGUCCGAAAAGGAAAUCGGAGUCCUGUCCGACUGGGAGAAGAAAUUCGAAGCUAAGUAUCCUGUCGUUGGCAAUGUUAUUCAAUCCUAAUCCCUAAUCGAUUUCUGCGUAAUUUAUAAAAACAUGCUUCAAUCAAUAAGUAUAUAAUACUAUAAGCAAGCAUUUGGGUGAUUUUCGAGUUUUUCGGUUGAAAUGUGUGCUUGACUUAUAUUCU
Molecule: messenger RNA, 559 nt
Organism: Cuscuta campestris
Lineage: Eukaryota; Viridiplantae; Streptophyta; Magnoliopsida; Solanales; Convolvulaceae
Source: the annotation of a GenBank genome assembly